This is a messenger RNA of Rhodofomes roseus, 669 nucleotides long. RefSeq lists its product as uncharacterized. The record is from RefSeq and is a predicted model, not a curated record. The transcript is spliced from 6 exons. The coding region runs from base 174 to 401 and encodes 75 amino acids. Lineage: Eukaryota; Fungi; Basidiomycota; Agaricomycetes; Polyporales; Fomitopsidaceae.
ACAAGACAUACACUGAAGGACCCCUGAGCAUGAGAAAAGAUCGCACCAUGCGAGAAGAGGGAAAAUGACACUGUUCGUGCAUCUAGUAGAGUAUGGGCUGGAUCAGUAUCCCAGCGUCCCGACACACGACCACAAUCUUCCCUCAGUAGUAUUGCUCUGUUUGCCAAAUUGCAAUGAAUGAUACCGUGCGUGCUUUCGACAUGCAGAUCAAGCAAAUCGCCAUACUCUUCACUGCUAUCAUCAUGCCCUUCAUCGGCGGUGCCAUGGGCGCCCCCAUGGGUGCCAACGAUGUCAACAUAGCCGAAGAGCUUGCCAAGCGAGCGUGCGAGAUCAGUUUUAGUUAUGCGUACUGCAAGAGUGAUGUCGUUGACAACGAGGCACUCGAGGAUGACUCGGAGUGAGGUAGCUCACAAGAUCCCCUGGAAUGACCCGCACUUCCAUCGUAGAGUGCAACUUAAACCUGUGGUGUGCAAGGACGUGAAGUUAUGCGGCGUGUAAACCAGAAUCCUCGUACUUGUGUCUAUUCAUUGAGCAUGUCCACGAACAUGCCUAAGUCAUCCGAGUGUAGCCCGACUCGGAGAGUCCAGCUUUCCUGUACUCAUCAGCACACCCGCGAAACUUGAUGUCGUCAGUACCUCGCCGGAGUGCCAGUGCUGGUGCCAAUUUAGC